AUGGCAGAGGAAAAACUUAAAAAAGAAGAAACACUCGCUAUGAGACUUAGGUUUAUCGGUCAGUCUUGUAGGCUGUUUUAUUCUGAGGACCCUGUGAAAAUAGUCAAAGCAAGAGGACAGUAUCUGUUCGAUGAAAAUGGGAAACCCUAUUUAGAUUGCAUCAGUAAUGUUCAUCAUGUGGGUCACUGUCAUCCUGCUAUUACUAAGGCUGCUGUGGCUCAGAUGGACCUCCUGAACACUAAUUCACGGUUCCUACAUGACAACAUUGUCCUGUAUGCAGACCGUCUGGCUUCCACCUUACCUGAGAAACUGCGUGUCUUCUAUUUCGUUAACUCUGGGUCAGAGGCCAAUGAUCUGGCCCUACGCUUGGCACAGCAGUACACCCAACACGAGGACGUCGUAGUACUCGACCAUGCAUACCACGGGCAUCUAAAAUCCCUCAUCGACAUUAGUCCCUACAAGUUUCGGAAACUGGCGGGACAGAAAGAAUGGGUUCAUGUGGCACCCUUACCAGACACUUACAGAGGCAUAUACCAAGAGGAUCAUCCCAGCCCUGGUCAAGCGUAUGCCGAUACUGUUAAAAAUCUAAUAGAGGAGAUCCACCAGAAAGGCCGUGAGAUUUCUGCCUUCUUCGUUGAAUCACUGCCGAGCGUCGGGGGACAAAUCGUCUUACCUGAGGGAUAUUGCUCUAAAGUUGCAGAAUACGUGCGCUCAGCUGGGGGAGUGUUUGUGGCAGAUGAAGUGCAGACCGGUUUUGGACGCGUGGGGAGUCAUUUCUGGGGUUUCCAGCUGCAGGGAGAGAACUUCUGUCCUGAUAUAGUGACCAUGGGAAAACCGAUGGGUAACGGGCAUCCCCUGGCGUGUGUGGCAACUACCAAGGAGAUAGCUGAAGCUUUCACAGCUAAUGGAGUGGAGUACUUCAAUACGUUUGGGGGGAAUCCAGUGUCGUGUGCCAUUGGCCUAGCAGUGCUCGACGUGAUAGAAAACGAGGAUCUCAGAGGAAACGCCACAAGGGUGGGAACACAUCUCAAAGAUUUGCUUAAGAAACUACAAGCAAAACAUGAAAUCAUUGGAGAUGUCCGAGGCGUAGGGCUGUUUGUGGGGCUGGAGUUGGUGACAGACAGACAGAAGAGAACUCCUGCCACUAAAACAGCUGCAUGGGUGGUGAAGAGGUUGAAGGAGGAGGAUCGGAUCUGUGUGAGUACAGACGGGCCCUGGGAAAAUGUGCUGAAGUUUAAACCCCCAAUGUGCUUCAGUUCAGAAAACGCAGACCUGGUGGUGCAGUGUAUCGACCGCAUCCUCACGGACAUGACGGAUAACAAUCUCAAGCUGGACAAUGAAGACAUCUAA
Nematolebias whitei (Rio pearlfish) is the source of this 1350-nucleotide messenger RNA. RefSeq names its product 5-phosphohydroxy-L-lysine phospho-lyase (gene phykpl). The record is from RefSeq and is a predicted model, not a curated record. The transcript has 12 exons. Bases 1 to 1350 code for a protein of 449 amino acids. Gene Ontology annotation, molecular function: pyridoxal phosphate binding; transaminase activity. Gene Ontology annotation, cellular component: mitochondrion. NCBI's taxonomy places the organism in Eukaryota, Metazoa, Chordata, Actinopteri, Cyprinodontiformes, Rivulidae.